AUGGUUAUCGGCACUGUUCCACUAGACACGACUAUAGAACGGCCCCUCUUCCAGAUCAUCUCCGCCUCACAAAUGCUUGUCCCCGGCAUAGAUGGAGCUCUUACCGUUAAGUAUCGGGAACAUGGCCUCGUCGUAACUCAAGCGAAAGAGGUGCCCCAGCUGAUUUCCUCCAACCUGGAGGCAUGCUUGGCCAAAACUUUCAGCUCAGCCACCAACAGCGACGUCGUCAAGGACUGGAACUCCAUUUUCUGGGCCGUGCAUCUCGGAUACACACAGGUUUUUGACCGGGUGGAAAAGACGCUUGGGUUGAGCAAAGAGAGGCUAAGAGCUUCGAGGCACGUGCGAGAAGAGUACGGGAACAUGGCAAGUGCCACCGUGGUGUUCAUUCUAGAUGAGCUAAGGAAUAAGUCGAUGAAGGAAGGCAUGGCCACCACCGGAGAGGUGCUCUUAGGGUUUGGCCCCGGCAUCACCAUCGAGACUGUCGUUUUGCGAAGUGUGCCCCUACAGGCGGUGGCGAAGUCACAUCCUUUCCCUGUUUGA
Molecule: messenger RNA, 540 nt
Organism: Rhodamnia argentea
Lineage: Eukaryota; Viridiplantae; Streptophyta; Magnoliopsida; Myrtales; Myrtaceae
Product: chalcone synthase RJ5-like
Exons: 1
Coding region: 1-540 (179 amino acids)
Biological process (GO): polyketide biosynthetic process
Molecular function (GO): acyltransferase activity, transferring groups other than amino-acyl groups
Source: RefSeq, a predicted model, not a curated record